GCGUCCCACCCGAAAGCGCAAAAAAAAAAAAAAAAAAAGGAAAAACGUUCUCUCCCACGAAACCCACCAUUACUGCAAAUGGCGACGACGGUCCCCGACAACCUGAGCCGCGAUCAGUACGUUUACUUAGCGAAGCUAUCCGAGCAAGCUGAGCGCUAUGAGGAGAUGGUUCAGUUCAUGCAAAAACUGGUCCUCGGCUCAACCCCAGCCGCUGAAUUAACUGUCGAGGAAAGGAACCUUCUCUCCGUCGCCUACAAAAACGUCAUCGGAUCUCUACGUGCCGCGUGGAGAAUCGUUUCUUCCAUCGAGCAGAAAGAAGAAGGUCGAAAGAACGAGGAACAUGUUGUGCUGGUUAAGGAGUACAAAUCCAAGAUUGAAUCCGAAUUGUCGGAAGUUUGCGCUAGUAUCUUGACUUUAUUGGAGUCGAAUCUGAUCCCCUCUGCUACUGCUAGUGAGUCCAAGGUUUUCUAUUUGAAGAUGAAAGGAGAUUAUCAUCGCUAUUUAGCGGAGUUUAAGGUUGGUGAUGAGAGGAAAGCCGCUGCCGAAGAUACUAUGUUGUCUUACAAGGCUGCUCAGGAUAUUGCACUGGCGGAUCUAGCACCGACGCACCCGAUCAGAUUGGGGCUAGCGCUGAAUUUCUCGGUGUUCUACUAUGAGAUUCUCAAUCAGUCAGACAAGGCAUGUAGCAUGGCUAAACAGGCAUUUGAGGAAGCCAUUGCUGAGCUUGACACACUGGGAGAAGAGUCAUACAAGGAUAGCACUCUCAUUAUGCAACUACUAAGGGAUAAUCUUACUCUCUGGACUUCGGAUGUGCAGGACCAGUUAGAUGAGCCGUAGAACGUGUGUUAUAGCGGUGUUGGUCCUAUUCUUCAUCUGAAGGAGGUGGGCUUUGAAUGUCAUUUGAUUCUCUGAUUACAGUGUGUAAUUUAAAAAAAUGGGAAGCAACCCAUGGCAAUGAUGUUGUUAUAUUCUGUACUGAACUUGUUUUUGGAAUAUGGAAGUGAUUUUAUUAGAGCA
Gossypium raimondii (Peruvian cotton) is the source of this 1017-nucleotide messenger RNA. Its product is annotated as 14-3-3-like protein B. The transcript has 4 exons. Gene Ontology annotation, biological process: signal transduction. Gene Ontology annotation, cellular component: cytoplasm. Bases 79 to 837 code for a protein of 252 amino acids. The record is from RefSeq and is a predicted model, not a curated record. NCBI's taxonomy places the organism in Eukaryota, Viridiplantae, Streptophyta, Magnoliopsida, Malvales, Malvaceae.